Arachis duranensis is the source of this 1346-nucleotide messenger RNA. RefSeq names its product metacaspase-1. NCBI's taxonomy places the organism in Eukaryota, Viridiplantae, Streptophyta, Magnoliopsida, Fabales, Fabaceae. The coding region runs from base 90 to 1157 and encodes 355 amino acids. The transcript has 5 exons. The record is from RefSeq and is a predicted model, not a curated record. Gene Ontology annotation, molecular function: cysteine-type endopeptidase activity. Gene Ontology annotation, biological process: proteolysis.
UCCAAUUUGAGGUCAUGAACAUAUAUUGUAUGUCUUCUUUCUUGUCAAGUUCUUAACAUUGUGCAAAUCUCAAAAUCAUUAUCAUCUGGAUGGCAAGUAGAAGAGCAAGAUGCAUGCAGUGUGGAAGGCCUGUGGUGGUGCCAAUGCAAGCCUAUAAUGUUUACAUUCUGUGUUCUGGCUGCCAAGGCUAUCCACAAGUCCAACCCAACUACCCUUUACUCAACAGCACUCCUUCCUUCAUCAAUUUUGCUCCUGGAUUUUCGAGGCCUUACCCGCCGCCGCCUUCUCCUGCUUCUGCAUAUGGUAACAAGAGAGCUGUGUUGUUUGGUAUUAGCUAUGCUAAGCAAGAUAACAGGAUCAAAGGCGCUGUCAAUGAUGCUCACUGCAUGAAGUACUUUCUCAUUGACAAGUUGGGUUUCCCUACUGAUUCCAUUCGCAUGCUCACAGAUGAUCCAGAAGAGAGAAACCCUCUAAGAAUUCCAACAAUGCACAACAUGAGAAUGGCGAUGAGGUGGUUGGUGGAAGGUUGCCGGGCAGGGGACUCAUUGGUGUUCUACUACUCCGGUCACGGAUCGAGGGUAGUCGACCGUAACAUGGAUGAGGUUGAUGGGUAUGAUGAAGCAAUCUGCCCUGUUGAUUAUGAGCAUGAGGGCAAGAUAAUUGAUGAUGAGAUCAAUGCAACAAUCGUCCGCCCUCUGCCACGUGGCGCCAAGCUCCACGCCCUUGUUGAUACAUGCUUUAGCGGCACUGUUCUUGAUUUACCUUUCAUGUGCAGGAUGAACCGAAAAGGUUAUUAUGGAUGGGAAGAUCACAGAAGCCGCAGAGGUGCAUACAAAGGCACAAAUGGAGGAGUAGCUGUUUGCAUUUCUGCUUGUGAUGAUGAUGGAAGUGCGGCAGAUACAUCGGCAUUUAGCGGCAUGGAAAGUAGUGGAGCGUUGACGUACAGUUUCAUUCAAGCCAUGCAAGAUGAAGCUAAACUGACUUAUGGCCGCUUGCUGAAUGCUAUGCGCUCCACCAUCCGCGACGCUAAGGAAGGACAGUUUGGUCCUAACUACCAAGAUUAUGCCGCCAUGGAAUCUCGCCUGCAAUAUGCUCAUGAGCCACAGAUAUCUUCAUCUGAAAAGUUUGAUAUUUAUUCAAAGCCUAUUUUAAUGUGAAGGUGGCUGCCUUGUUACUUGUUACUUAUGCCUUCAAACAGAAACAGGGCAACUAUAUACUAUAACCGUAAUAAGCGUUGCCUCACUCCACGUGUAUACUCAUUAAUAAGGAUAUUGUACUCUUCAACUAUGUGCUUCUCCAAUCCUCAAUAACUUGCUAAUCCAAUUCCUUGCUAGCAUAGGAACAAA